UGUUUGCAUGGGAGAUGGGCGGGCGCAACCAUUUGUCACAACUGUGCGAAUAAUAGAUCAGUUUUUUCAGUAAAACCCAUCGGAAACUAAAUAGAAAUGCACAGUUGUUUUGCUGUUUUCACCUUAAGCUAUGUCGGAUCGUCGUCAACGUGGUUGCAUCAUGCCAGACACUGCCGUGGAUUAUCAGGCAGUGCCGUUACAUUCAGCCGACGCAACGGAAAUUCUCCAUGCAAAUUCAAAUGCAACAACAACGAAUGUAUCAUGUUGCAGACAUCCGAUGGCAGCAGCUGGGAAUGAAGAACGCGCCCUAUGCUGUGGACAUGGCUACAUUAUACCAGUGCUGAUACUUUUUGUGCUCGUGCUCAUUGUUCUUCUGUUGCCUUGGGAGACGCUAAAUCGCAUGCCAGAGGAAAACACCCCCGUCGAACUUCCGUUGCCUUGUCAACUGCAAUUGGUGGAAACGCUGCCACUGGGUCUCAACUAUACGCCCGAUAGUCCAAAAUUCCUCAGCACAUUCGAGGCGUGGCAACUACUUCUAAACACGGCAAAGGCUACCGUUGACAUUGCUGCUCCAUUUUGGACGCUGCGAGGCCUGGACUUUAACGAUUCUAGCACUCAGCCGGGCGAGGAGCUCUUUCAGCGUUUGCUCUCGAACGGAGAUGCAGGCAAGCCAAGGUUACGCAUACGUAUUGCGUUGAACAAGAGUGCAGAUAGCUUUUGGCAUGCGGAUGCUCGCAUCUUUGGCAACUAUGGCGCCGCUCAAGUGGUGGCCAUUAGAUUGCCCGGCGAAGGAGCACUGCAUUCGAAGCUCUGGAUUGUGGAUGACCAGCACUUUUAUUUGGGAAGUGCCAACAUGGAUUGGCGCUCACUGACACAUGUCAAAGAGCUGGGUGUGCUUGCCCAGAAUUGUCCACAGUUGACGCGCGACUUAUCCAAGAUCUUCAAGGCCUAUUGGCAGAUUGGGAGCGCAAAAGAUGCAUCCAUUCCCAGCCAAUGGUCAUGGCACUAUCACACCAAUUACAAUCUCCGCCGACCUAUGUUGAUACGUGGCAAUCGCAACUAUACAAUGAGUGCAUUCAUAUCCACCUCGCCACCUUUGCUUACCGCCCAAGGACGCACUCCUGAUUUAGAUGCCAUACUACAUUUUAUCGAAUCGGCCAAUGAGUUCAUCUACAUUGCUGUCAUGGACUAUUAUCCCUUGAUAGUUUAUAGUACGCAUGUCCAGUAUUGGCCACCGAUUGAUAAUGCGCUGCGCAAAGCAGCCGUGGAGCGGGGUGUGGCGGUCAAGCUGCUGGUUUCGUGGUGGAAGCACUCGGAUCCCAACGAGGACAACUAUCUGCGCUCGCUGCAGGAGUUGUCCACCUCCAACAACAACCAAGUAGAUAUACAAAUUCGCCGUUUUGUAGUGCCUUCCGAUGAGCAGCAAUUGAAAAUACCCUUUGGCCGGGUUAAUCACAACGCCUAUAUGGUCACCGAACGUAUUGCCUAUAUUGGCACCUCUAAUUGGUCUGGUGAAUACUUCACACACACGGCUGGCGUUGGUCUCGUGUUGUCCGAUGUGGAUUUUGAAAAUAAUACACAGCAAACGCUACGCUCGGAUCUUUUUAAUGUCUUCGAACGAGAUUGGCACAGUCCAUACGCUGUGCCCUUGAAACACAAUUUACAGCUUUGAAUUUGUAAAU
This is a messenger RNA of Drosophila nasuta, 1682 nucleotides long. Its product is annotated as 5'-3' exonuclease PLD3. Gene Ontology annotation, molecular function: catalytic activity. Bases 131 to 1672 code for a protein of 513 amino acids. The transcript has 2 exons. NCBI's taxonomy places the organism in Eukaryota, Metazoa, Arthropoda, Insecta, Diptera, Drosophilidae. The record is from RefSeq and is a predicted model, not a curated record.